Molecule: messenger RNA, 1026 nt
Organism: Vigna angularis (adzuki bean)
Lineage: Eukaryota; Viridiplantae; Streptophyta; Magnoliopsida; Fabales; Fabaceae
Product: transcription factor MYB17
Exons: 4
Coding region: 190-1026 (278 amino acids)
Source: RefSeq, a predicted model, not a curated record
UGCAUAAAGCCAGCUUGAAAGUCGCCUAUAGUCCUUGCAAGCCCAAUCAAUAAAUACUGUCUCCUCAAAUAGCCAUAAUGAUCAUACACAUUUUCUUUAUACUUUAAAAUCCUUCCAAAUUUAUGUCAUAGCCACUUCCGGGCUUAAAGUGUGUAUGUAGUACAGGGAUCUCAUUCACUCACUUGAAGGAUGGGAAGGAAACCCUGUUGUGACAAGAUGGGUAUGAAGAAGGGUCCUUGGACUGCUGAAGAGGAUGAGAUUCUUGUCAAUUAUAUCAACAAGAAUGGUGGCCAUGGAAGUUGGCGUUCUCUUCCCAAGUUAGCAGGUCUUCUUCGUUGUGGCAAGAGUUGUAGGCUAAGAUGGACCAACUACCUCAGACCAGAUAUUAAACGUGGUUCCUUCACUUUUGAGGAAGAAAAACUAAUCAUACAGCUUCAUGGUAUCCUUGGAAAUAGGUGGGCUGCUAUAGCCUCUCAGCUACCAGGAAGAACAGACAAUGAGAUCAAGAACUUAUGGAACACCCAUUUGAAGAAACGUCUCAUUUGCAUGGGCCUAGACCCUCAAACCCACCAGCCACUCUCCUCUUCAUGCAACCCUGAUGGCAAGGCCCAUGCAGCAUCCACCUCAACCCGCCACAUGGCCCAGUGGGAGAGUGCAAGGCUUGAAGCAGAGGCCAGGCUCUCAAGGGAGCCCUAUUUGUUCAACAACUCCAACAAAACUGACUCUGACUACUUCCUCAGAAUGUGGAACUCUGAAGUUGGACAAUCUUUUCGUGGUGUGCACAAAUCAGACAACAAAGGUAGCUGCCAAAGUCCCAUUUCUCUAGGGUCAUUGUCUGCUACCACUACCACAGAUUUGGCUUCCAACCCUACAAGCAUUGUGAAAGAGGAUUUGAUGUGGGGUGGUAGCAAGAAAAUUGCCUCUGAUUCAUCAAGCUCUAGUGAACUAGAAGAAGACUCGUGUGACACUUCAUUGCAGCUCUUGUUAGACUUCCCUAUAAACAAUGACAUGAGCUUCUUAGAAUGA